This is a messenger RNA of Xenia sp. Carnegie-2017, 4411 nucleotides long. Its product is annotated as NIPA-like protein 2. Gene Ontology annotation, biological process: magnesium ion transport. Gene Ontology annotation, molecular function: magnesium ion transmembrane transporter activity. Lineage: Eukaryota; Metazoa; Cnidaria; Anthozoa; Malacalcyonacea; Xeniidae. Gene Ontology annotation, cellular component: membrane. The transcript has 17 exons. Bases 210 to 1292 code for a protein of 360 amino acids. The record is from RefSeq and is a predicted model, not a curated record.
AGCUGCGCAGGAGCUGGGUACUAGACACAUUGAUAACUUUACUACAAGAUAUUGAUUGCUUCACAGAUGACAGCUUCCCUUCAGUUAAUUGCUGUUUGAACUUUGAAGUCUGUCCAACUUUUACCUGUAAAUCGCUUUAGAAGAUAUGAAUUUCUUAUCCUUUAAUACUUUUAAGCUGAGAACUAACAUACAAAAAUAUUAGUAAAGGCAUGAAUUCUACGUUGGUGGACGAAGAUGAUGACGAUAAAGUUCCUGGGAAGUACAUCUUUGUGGGUGCUGUACUGGCAAUUAGUGGAAAUUUACUUAUUAGUAUUUCCAUGAAUUUGCAGAAAUACUCUCACAAUCAGAUUGCAACUACCGACGACUCGGAUGGGAAAGCAUAUUUGAGAAGCAAAGUUUGGUGGUUUGGUAUUGUUUUAAUGGUAUUUGGUGAAAUUGGAAAUUUUUCUGCUUAUGGUUUUGCACCCGCUUCGCUUGUAGCUCCUCUUGGAACAACUACUGUUAUAGCCAAUGCAAUUAUUGCUGUUGUUUUUUUGGGUGAGAAUUUCAGACUUCAAGAUCUAUUUGGCAUAUCAAUGGCUGUUGUGGGCGCGUUUCUAUUGGUAACAUUUUCAACCAAGGAAACUAGUGAACCCACAGCCAAACAGUUGAUGUCAUAUGUGAGGCAGUGGUCAUUUGUUUUGUAUAUUUUCCUUGAAAUAGUGUUAUUUUGUGGACUGCUGUAUUUUCAAAAACGAUACUGCAUUGAGAAUGUGUUCAUUUCUCUUUUGCUGGUUGCUAUACUAGGUUCUGUUACUGUAAUUUGUGCCAAGGGAGUAUCUUCAAUGAUCAAUCUUACUUUUUCUGGUAUGAAUCAAUUGAGCCACCCACUACCUUAUAUCAUGUUUAUUUUAAUGGUCAUCACUUCUGUGGCCCAAGUAAGAUUUUUAAACGUGGCCAUGAAGCAUUAUGACGCUACAGUUGUGGUUCCAACAAACUUUGUCUUUUUUACUAUAAGUGCCAUUCUUUCUGGUAUUAUGUUUUACAGAGAAUUCUAUGGACUGUCAUUCUUAGUAAUCUUCAUGUUCCUUUUUGGCUGUUUCUUAUCCUUUGUUGGUGUGUAUUGUAUAACUAGCCAUCGAGAUGAAGUAUCUGAAGAUACAACAGAUAAAAAGAAUGGUAUAAUGACAGCUGGAUUUUUAACAUCUACAUCAAAGUUAUGCAACAUUCAACCAGUUUCUCCUACAUCGCCUGAAAAUCCCUCCGGAAAAGGCGCAAAUGAACUAACCAGAUUACAGGAAAGGACGAAAUGAGGUUGCAUUUUUAUGUUUACUUUUUUUGGUUUCUUUCAAACUAUAAUUCUAACAAUACCGUCGCGUCUUUUAAUUAUGACAUAAAAGUUGUAGGAUACUUGUUCUUGUCUUAGAUACAGAACAAAAGUCUUACAGAGGAUCUCCAUUGGCAGAAAUAUUCACUAAAUGUUAAUGUCGCGCUAUGUCAAAAUUUGAAUUCAAAAAUAUUCGAAAAAGUCAAUUUUAAUCAUUGCCACAUUUAACCUGUUGACGAAAAGUUAAAUUUGUUUAAAAACUUUACGAAAAAUUAAAUAAACAAAAAUAUGUAUCUAUUACGUUAGUUAAAUUAUAUCAGCAAUGAAUGAAGUUCAAAGUUUACAAUAUUUUUAGAAUUCUGUUGUGGAGAUUCGUCAGUCGUGACGUAUUUUGUCUGGUCAAGGUCGUUCUAAUAUAGUUUAAUAUUAGGGAUGAAAUCCGUUACUAUGGCCAACCCACAUAUCCGAGUUUAAAAACUUGUCUAAUUAUGCUUACUAGCAACGAUAGAAUAAAAUCCUUUAUUGUAUUUUGUAAAUAUAUACCAUUGAACAACGUACAGUUACGUUUUAGCUCAUAAAUUCUUUAUUUAUUAUGUAAAAAAUACAUUUAUUUAAGUGAGUAAACUCUGUACUUUUAACAAAGAUUUUGCUAUGAGUAUGGGUAUAAAGUUUGCGAUUGUGGUUUUAUGAGUGAAAAUCACUCGAGCUUAAAAGCAUAUGUUUAUGUCUCACCCACAUCUUUUCAUUGAAAUUAAAUGUUUAUGUCCCACCUAGAUUUCUCCAUUAAACUUUUUUGUCUAAGUUCACCUGGUGCCUUACCUUAAAUGUAAAUUUCUUAAUGCACUCGUAAAUGCAAAUUUCCUCUGUGUUUUUCAAUGUAAAUGCCAUCUGUGCUUAAGUUGCGUUGAACAAAUAGCGAAAAAUGAUUUUCAAUCUAUCGUAUUUAAUUUUUUUGCGUUGUCACCAAGCGAAUCUAAAGCUGAAAUCAACACUUAAGACGAAAUGACAUAAAAACGACCUCUUUAUUUUAUCAAGUAUCUCGUUUCCUGCUCUCAAAAGCAAUUUACAUAAUAAUAUGAAUGCAAAUCUUAUGUUUAUUCUUAUAUGCAUCAUUGUGUACAAACUCCGGUGUAUUUCGUCGUGUUUUUCCUUGGUUGUUCGCUAUUGUCUUGAUAAAGAUUGCUCCUCUGAACAUUUACUUGAGAUUCUUUAUCUUGAGUUGGUUCGUGAAUGAAAGGAAUGUACGGCAUUUUAGUUUACAUACUAUUCUGCUGUUUUAAUGAAUCAUUUUGUUGAGAUGAAACAAAAGAAACGACAAGAACAACGCUCUCCGGAAUAUGACUCAUUCCAUGAUAAACGUAGAUUGCUUUCGUAUUGGAAAUCAUUAGAGUCUCCUCCUACAGUUUCUGAGGAAAGUUUACAAGUCGACGACAUUAAAGAUGAUCUUUUGGUUGAAUUAAGAAAAUGCGUGUCAGAGUUGGAAAGUUUGGAUUCGGGAAUAUCAGGAACAGAACAUGGUGAAAUUAUUUCAUUGCAAUAUGAACAAAUUAGCCUUAUUGACCAGCUCAAAAGUUAUUCAGCGCUUACUUCUUUGGAAACGUUGGAUUUGAAUCAUAAUGUUAAUGGAAAGAAUGAUUCUUUGACUAAGCAAAGUGAAAGAGACGCAAUAAUUAAGGAAAACGAAAAACUUCUUCAACAAAUAAAAAAACAAGAGAAAGAGUACAAGACUACGAGGGACGAACAACAAAGAGAUAUUGAAAAACUAACUAGGGAAGUACAAAACUUCAAUAUCCCGAAGAAAACUUGAACGUGAAUUAACUCAACUUAAGAAACAAAAGACAGAUAACGAAGCAACAAUAGUUUCUUUACAAAAGGAAAUAAAAGUAAUAACAGAAUCACACAAAGCUGAAAUUCUGAAACUGAGUAAGAUUAACGAGCAAGUAACGCAAGAAAAUAGUGAACUUGCUGAGAAAGGCAAGGAAGCAACUGAAGGCCUGAAAAUUGCUCUUCAUCAGUUGUCUGAGGAAAAGAAAAUGAUACAAGGGCAAAAAAAAUCUUGGAAAAAUAUUCGAGAGAUGGAGCUUGCCAUUGACAGAGUUAAAAAGGAACGCGAGGCGUUUAGACAACGAUGUGAGAAAACGAACUCGUGCAUGGAAAACUGCAGGUUGAAUUAUCUACUCUUAAAAAUGAAUUGGAAUUGAAAAACAGAAAACUGGCACGAAUUUCUUCAAGAGAGUUUGUAGAUAGUGAAGAUGGACUUGCGGAGAAAUCCAAAGAAAGUAGCAGAAUUGCUCAACUCAAGAAAUACGUUCAUGUUUUAGAAGAAAGCAAUAAAGAAAAGAAUGAAACAAUCUUAACUCUUAGAAAAGAAAAUGCUCGAGCGAAUGAUAUCACUAUGGAAAAAUCUUUAGAACUUUCAAAGACUCGUCGAAUUUUAGAGCGGAAAAUUGAAAAAUUAACAAAUGAAAAUUCAGACCUCAAAAGGAAUAUUGUUAUCAGGUCGAAUUAUAGUCGUAAGAGUCAAAAUACUCCGGAAGCUAAGGAAGGUUUGUUGACACAAAAACAAGACAAGCCUUUUGAUGAAGAAAACCGUCGGCUUUCUAACCCGGAACAUUGGGCAAUUGAGGAAGCUGAACGGCAACAUCGAGAGAAAAAUCAGAUUCCCUCGUCCGAGCUAAAGACAACGGCAGGCGACGCUUUGGAAACAGGUAAGCCUAAAGAAGUUCCACCGAGAAAAAGAAACACUGGGAAGUUCAUUAGAGAAGGUUUCAUACGACACAGUGCUGACUUAGGAAAAUUGAUGUCUAGAAGUGAACCGUUUAUUCAUCGUAAAUUAAACAGUGACGUCAUACAUGAUGAGAAACCAGCGACAAUAUUUGUAAACAAAUUCCGCAAGAAGAGCGAGGAUGAAGAACAUUGGGUUUGAUGAUCAAUCGUUUUCGUGUAACACCAAUUUGGAAACUUGUAAUUAACAUUAUUUUCAUAAUAACGCUUAUUUAAACUUAUAUAUAAAACCAAUUACUUCAUAUUAUAUUAUUUAAUCUUAAUUUCAUUUCACCAGAAAAUCAACUGUUAUAAUCAUCACAUAAAUGAAUUUUCAGUCAA